Molecule: messenger RNA, 2643 nt
Organism: Leptidea sinapis
Lineage: Eukaryota; Metazoa; Arthropoda; Insecta; Lepidoptera; Pieridae
Gene: DppIII
Product: dipeptidyl peptidase 3
Exons: 14
Coding region: 25-2325 (766 amino acids)
Biological process (GO): proteolysis
Cellular component (GO): cytoplasm
Molecular function (GO): metalloexopeptidase activity; dipeptidyl-peptidase activity
Source: RefSeq, a predicted model, not a curated record
CAUAACGUAUUUUUUAAAUUGAAAAUGUUACGGUCCUUAAAACAAUUGUUGUACCGGCGUUUUAAUUAUGCUGAUUCACCUAUUUAUAAAAACAAAAUUAUUAACCAAUACUCGUCAGGAAGUACACAGAUGAACUCUGUUAUCCCGUUGAAAUUUGCUAAUGCCAUGGAGAAAUCAAACUUCUUAUUGCCAAAUAACCAAAGAUUUGUGGAACUAGAUAGUUCACAGGCCUUUACAAAUUUAAGCAGAGAAGAGAAGCUCUAUGCUCAUUAUUUAAGUCAAGCAGCAUGGAAUGGUGGAUUAAUAGUGCUUAUGCAAACAAGUCCAGAGUCUCCUAGAAUUUUCUCAUUACUUCACAGAAUAUUUGUGGGAGAACCUCUUGAAGAUUUAAAAAGAAAUGCUAUUGCCUCUGGUGUUACUGAGGAUGAUUUUCAGGCAUUUCUAGUAUACGCUGGUGGCGUAUUUGCAAAUAGCGGUAACUAUAAAGGUUUCGGAGACACAAAAUUCAUACCAAACCUAUCUGAUGGCUCGUUUGAAUUGAUUGUAAAGUCAUCGAAGGCAUACAAAAAUGACAGCACACAUUUAAGCAAGCUAUGGCAAAACACACGAAGUACCAUUUACAGUAUUACACCAAGGCUAACAAGUCUCGGCCUAGCUGAUAAGGGUGUUACGACGUAUUUCUCUAGUAAUUGCACUGAGAGUGACUCCAACUUAGUGAAUGACUGGAUGAAAACCAAAAGAAUUGAGGCCUACAUGUGCCGGACAUUCAAGACAACUGCUGAAGAUGGCUUACCAAUCUACACGAUUCACCUGGCGAGUGUGGAAACGUCACCAAAGCCUCCACUAACAAUGGAUAAAGAGAAAUACAAGGGUGCCUACUUUGAAGUGACUCGGGGAGAUUAUUCACCGUUACUGAAGCUGGUCAAUGAGAACCUCUCGAAAGCAAUGGAGUACGCGGCAAAUGACAACGAGAAGAAUAUGAUCAAACAUUACAUCAACAGUUUCAGAGAAGGAGAUUUGAAUGAACAUAAAGAGGGCAGUCGGUAUUGGAUCAGAGACAAGGGACCAAUCAUAGAGACGUAUCAAGGCUUUAUAGAAACGUAUCGUGACCCGAGCGGACAGCGGGGGGAAUUCGAAGGUUUUGUCGCCAUGGUCAACAAAGAGAUGUCCAAGAAGUUCGGGAGUUUGGUGGAGAAUGCCGAAGGGUUCAUCAAGCUGUUGCCCUGGGGGCAGGAUCUUGAAAAGGAUUCCUUCUUGAGGCCUGACUUCACGAGUCUAGAUGUGUUGACAUUCUCCGGCAGUGGGAUACCGGCUGGCAUUAACAUUCCUAAUUACGACGAGAUCCGGCAGAACGAAGGUUUCAAGAACGUAUCCCUCGGGAACGUGAUCCCGGCGGCGUACAAGGAGUCCGUGAUACCGUUCCUGAGUGAAGCCGACAAGCAGUUGCUCGAGAAGUACCGCGUGGCCGCCUUCGAAGUGCAAGUUGGUCUGCACGAGUUGUUGGGUCACGGCAGUGGUAAGCUGUUGAGACAAAACGCGGACGGGACCUUCAACUUUGACAAAGAUAACGUCAAAAAUCCACUCACAGGUAAAGCGAUAGAGUCCUGGUACACGGAGGGCGAGACGUACGACAGCAAGUUCACCACACUGGGUUCCGCCUUCGAGGAGUGCCGCGCCGAGGCCGUGGGACUGUAUCUCUCGCUGCAGCCCGAGAUACUCAAGAUUUUCGGUUAUGAAGGCAAGGAAGCGGAGGAUGUGAUGUACGUGAACUGGCUGAGCCUGCUUUGGAACGGAGCUGCCAAGGCCACGGAGAUGUAUCAGCCGUCCACUGCCACCUGGCUUCAGGCUCACGCCCGCGCGCGGUUCGUGCUGAUGCGUCUGCUGGAGCUGGAGGGAGACGGCCUGCUGAGCGUGAGGGAGACGGUGCCGGGCGCUGACCUGCUGCUGUCGCUGCAGAGGGACCGCCUAGCCACCGACGGCAAGAGGAUCAUCGGUGAUUUCUUGGUGAAGCUCCAGGCGAUUAAGUCGACAGGGGAAGUGGCGGCGGGCGAAGCCCUGUUCCAGCGCUACAGCGAGCUUCAGGAGCCCUGGAACCGCUGGAGGGACAUCGUGCUGUUACACAAACAGCCCAGGAACAUCUUUGUACAGCCCAAUACACGUGUUGAAGGAAAUAAUGUAGAGUUGAGGAGGUACGCGGCCAGCGCCGAGGGUAUGGUGUCCUCCUGGGUGGAGAGGUUCCCCGACACCAGUGUGGACGUCGUGUUGGAGACCUUGGCUGACCAGGACCGUCGCCACUACUGCGAGCUGGAGGCACUGGCCGUAUGAGAAGCGCCACAGUAUUUGUUUAGUUAUGAGUGUCGAGGCUGCACGCAACAAUCUGGCAUUUGAUUUUUGAUCAAGAACAUAAGUCGUUAGACAAAAUUUUUUUGAGAUCAAAUUUAUAAUUUUUAUACCAGCUGAUAAUAAAUAUGAGCUCAUUUCGGUUUUCCUCGACCUCGAAGCUUAAAUUUUUAAAUUAUUCUGAUGACUAUGAUGUGUAAAAUAUUGUGACCGAUAACCCUCUAACGAAUCCUCUAUGUUGUAAUAUAACACCAAUAUUACUGUACCCAUGAACUUUAUUGCCAAUAAAAGUUAUUUUUACAA